GUUCCUCCAUUCUGUCUCUCAUCAGACUGUUCACAGCUCCCAGAUAUUCCUCACGCCCAUGUCUCAGACAACACCAAAAAAGAUGAAUAUCAGCAAGGAAAUGUGAUUCGCUUUACUUGUGAAACAGGAUAUAUAUCAGGUCCCCCCAUCAGAUAUGUGUGCUCAGAAGGCGGCUGGAUAGCAGUCCAUGAAGGAACCUGCUACUUAAAGCCAUGUGAACUUCCUGAUGAUACUCCCAACGGCUACUAUGAAAUAAUCAAGGGUGAAGACUUUGUUUUUGGAACAACGAUCAAAUACUUUUGUAAUAGAGGGUAUCAGAUGGUGAGCAAGGAUGACACAAGGACAUGUUUGCUGGACAGAUGGACCAAUCACGUGCCAAUAUGUGAGACAAGGGAGGGCUGUGGGAGACCACCACCCCUUGCAAAUGGAGACACCAAGAACAGUGUCGGCUCUGAGUACAGACACAACGACAGGGUUGAGUAUGGCUGUCAGAGUUCAUAUACCAUGAAUGGCGAACCUUAUAAAACCUGCAACAAUGGUGAAUGGACUGGACAGAUGAAAUGCCUCAGGCCCUGCACUGUGACCAGAGAAAUCAUGAAUAGAUACAAUAUUCACUUCAGUUACUCUAAUGAAGAGAAGCUGUAUGCACGUCAUGAUGAGGUACUAACAUUCAGUUGUAACUAUGGAAGACGACGUGUCGAUUCACUGAGUAUGCGUCAAGUUUGUAAUGAUGGUGUUAUGCAACUUCCCUCCUGCCAAAAUCAGAAAAACUUGAUAGUGCCCAUAGGCUGCCUCAGGCCACUGCCGCUUGCCGAUGGAGAUGUGAAGGAAAGCUUGAAACCUCUGUACAGGCACAAUGAAAGAGUUGAGUACGUAUGUCAGAGAUUUUACACCAUGGACGGGAAUCCUUACAGAACCUGCAACAACGGAGAAUGGACUGGAAAUAUGAGAUGCCUCAAACCGUGCACUGUGGCCGGAGAAAGCUUGAGCAAACAUAACAUUCGCUUCAGAUACAGCACUCAGGAUAAGCUGUAUUUAAGCCAUAAUGAUGUGGUAACGUUCAGUUGUACUGUAGGAAGAAGACCCGGCGCCUCAAUGAACAUGCGUCCAGCUUGUAAUGACGGUGUGAUUGACCUUCCCUCUUGCCAGUAA
This is a messenger RNA of Labrus mixtus (cuckoo wrasse), 1152 nucleotides long. RefSeq names its product complement factor H-related protein 2-like. The annotation marks the transcript as partial. Lineage: Eukaryota; Metazoa; Chordata; Actinopteri; Labriformes; Labridae. The record is from RefSeq and is a predicted model, not a curated record. The transcript is spliced from 8 exons.